UGGUGGCGGCCUGAGGAGAUUCGCAAGCCCAAUGUUGCCCUGAUAUUUGCGUCCGAGUUUUGAGAAAAUUACGACUCCUAAGAUGCCUCAGGAACAGUACAAACACCACCGGAGCACCAUGCCCAGCUCGGAGGGGCCACAGGUAUACAAAGUGGGGAUUUAUGGCUGGCGGAAGAGAUGCCUGUACUUCUUCGUCCUUCUCCUGAUGAUCUUAAUACUGGUGAACUUGGCCAUGACUAUCUGGAUUCUCAAAGUCAUGAACUUCACAAUUGAUGGAAUGGGAAACUUGAGAAUCACAGAAAAAGGUCUAAAGUUAGAAGGAGACUCAGAAUUCUUACAACCGCUCUACGCCAAAGAGAUCCGGUCCCGGCCAGGUAAUGCUCUGUACUUCAAAUCCGCCAGAAAUGUCACAGUGAACAUUCUCAAUGACCAGACUAAAGUGCUAACUCAGCUGAUAACAGGUCCAAAAGCUGUAGAAGCUUAUGGGAAAAAAUUCGAGGUAAAAACGGUCGCUGGGAAAUUGCUCUUCUCUGCAGAUGACCAUGAAGUCGUAGUGGGCGCUGAGAGAUUAAGAGUUUUAGGAGCAGAGGGCACGGUGUUCCCUAAGUCCAUAGAAACUCCUAAUGUCAGGGCAGACCCCUUCAAGGAACUAAGGUUGGAGUCCCCCACCAGGUCUCUGGUGAUGGAGGCCCCCAAAGGAGUAGAAAUAAAUGCAGAAGCCGGCAACCUGGAAGCCACGUGCAGAACAGACCUGAGGCUGGAGUCCAAAGAUGGAGAGAUUAAGUUAGAUGCUGCGAAAAUCAAACUACCUAGACUGCCUCAUGGAUCCUACACGCCGACGGGAACGAGGCAGAAGGUCUUCGAGAUCUGCGUGUGUGCCAAUGGAAGAUUAUUCCUGUCCCUGGCAGGGACUGGUUCCACUUGUCAGAUAAACACAAGUGUCUGCCUUUGAAAGACUAUCCAUAGUGGACAUUGUAGGCAGUAUAAAGGCCUUUUUUGGCUUUAGACACUGGCUGCCAGCUAUUUUUACUAGAACACAGAAAGCCUAUCAAAGACCUUUUGUGUGUGUGUGUGUACAUGCGUGUGUGUGUGUGUGUGUCUGCAGGUGUGGGUGAGUAUAAAUAUAUAUAAAUAUAUAUAGAUACAUAUAUAUAUCCUCUGUAUAAAAUGAGGUUUCAGUACAAAAGGAACCAUGGGUGACCCUGUGAUCUCCACUGUCAUUUCCCACCCCAUCUUCACCACCUACAAUGAGGAAAUUGAAAUGUCCUAGAACACUAGGUGGAAGCCCAAGUUUUCCAGACCACUCAAAUCACAAAAGGUGUCAAACACUUAUAGCAGUAUUUUCCUACCGUAUACAUUUUCUUUACCACAUAGAAAGGCAGUGAUGGCGGGAAUCUCCAAGUCACAAUUGGGACCCUUGUGUUAAAAACAGAACCAAGUGUCCAUUUUUCAGUUUUACAUAAGCCUGGCCAACUUGCCCACCACUCUUCACGGAGGCAAGAGGCAGUGCCACACAGUUCGCCAUAGGGGCUCCGAAGGGCUGUCCUACGUUUGUAGUGAAAUGUAAUGGGGCCUUUGCAGUUCAGUACAGGAGGGGGAGGUAUUGUAGCUGAUUUUUAAAUGCUCCUCCAGUUCCUGCUUGCUUCCUCUGUUCUUCCUCUAUCAGACUGAGGGUUGCAAAUCAGCACACAGUAGGGAAGCAGCUGCCCCUCAGCUGGCUAGAAGCGAUUCAAAGGCCUGUCAGGCAAAGAACAAGAAAAAAAGGCUCCAAAGUCCUCCCUUCUGAUUUUACCCAGUAGCAUCUAACCCCCAAAAGAUCAAGGGGGUCAAAAUCCUUAAGAGCAGAAACACCACCCCCAUGAGAAGCCAUUUUGAGCCAGAAGCCCAAUGAAGAGGUACCUAGGAAACCUCGUUAUUUUAAAUGUCUUGGGAGCAGUAGGCAUUUAAAGACAUGCCUUUUAUUUUUAAAGGCAUGGGCAAACUCUCUGGUUCUGAUCUUUUUUUUCUCCCAGUGUGAGGAUUGUUAUCAAUCCACUAUUACAUUUUCUCCAAGAAUAGUUACCCAAGAACCACAGAUGUUAAUUGUUCACUGGAAGCUAAUGUCAACAGCCCAGUAUCUUUAUCAGAAUCACUGUGUCCCCUAUAGAUAGAAGCAGCCCUCUAAUUCCCGCCAUUAGCUACCUCUCAUCACUUCACCUUCAUCAUCACGCUCCAGGGUCACCCUGGCCACUCUUGUGCUGGGACAGGGGAUUACACCAUCUCUGUUCAAAGAGGGGGAAAUGUGCCUAUGCCUUAAGUCAAUGCACUCAGCAAGGAGAAGCACAUCCUAUUUACCUUGUUGUUACCUGUAGUUUCUUUUGAGUGAUUGGAGGGAAAGGAUUUAGGAAUGACUGAGUGUCUUAAAGGCUGCUAGCAAACCAAGUGGCUGUCAGACGUGGAUUCUAAGGAACUGAGCAUGGAAAUUAAGUGGCAUACACAGUCCUGAAUACCAUUUGAAGUUGGAUGCAUAUUUAUGGACAAGAUGGAUUUUUUUUUUCCUUCAACAAGGUUCUAAGUUUUCCUAAUUCACAAGCAGGAGAAAGCUUAUCACAAGAGAUGAAACUAAGAGGAUGUUUUUGAGAUGAUGUUCAAGCAGGAGACAUUUGCAUCUGUGGGAGAUAGAAGCUGUCGCUACUCACUCACUUAGUUGGAGGGGUCAGGGAUUGAAGCGGAUCUGUGGCCCUGCCGGCUUACACACUCCAAGUGCCCUCCAGCCGCCCUUGCUCCAGCCCCUGUGGAAGAGGUCAGUGGUUCAAUGGCGAGAUCGUAGAUUGCCUAGUCUGCAGCACCAGGGUCUAAAACGGAAAACCGCAGAAUGACAUCAGGUUACUAUGGAUCAUUCCGAUUAAGAUCCCGGAGGAUCGUGCUCCAGAACCUGCAUGUGUCAUCUCCAGGGUCUUGACAAGCCAGAACAGGGUCUUUUUGACUGUUAGGAGCACCUACUCCAUGUCUUUCAGAUACACAGUGGUAGCUCUGAGGUUUUUCGUGGCUAAAUACCUUAAGACAAGCUAGUUUGGGUUUUUUAGGAAGACAGAAACCCUUUGUAUUUUGCUAUCUGAAGUACAUAAUCUGUGGAGGACUUUUCCCUUUGAUUUUGUUCUAACCAUUACAUGGAAGUCUGAGAACAAUACCUUAGGAGUUGUAUCCAACUUUUUUUUAAAAAGAGGAAUUGAUAUGAUCCUACUUGCAAAAUUUAAUCCUGAAGAUAGAUCAGAUACUGGAAUGAGAAUAACAAUAGAAAACAAUAAUAUAAAUCACCUACCUUUUGGGGACAGAUGUGAUAUAAAACUGAUUUUUAUUUGUGUUAAGAGACCUUGAUGUGUAAGGGAAUAAGCAGGAAAUUAAAUUUUGUAUUUCACUUUAGAAUGUAGAAACCUGUAACAAUGCAUUCUAAGUUCUCCAAUGUACUUUUUGUUUCUCUCUCCCAAGUCCUUCCAACUAGAGUAUUUGUCUAUGGUCAUGAGAGAAAGCUUUAUCUGAAUUCUGGAAAAAGAUAGCUUUUACAUUAAAAUUUGCUAACCAUUAAUAAAAACUGAGAUUCUUUCUAAUCUUUAUACACAAUAUCUUCUAGACAACCAUACUUUGCAGUCUAUUAAGCAGCAGGUGGCAAAGCAGAGUUCAAAUUAAUCUUCAAUGUUCCAGAAUUUCUAGUAUGCUAACAUUCUUCAGAGGACUUUUAUAAAUUAAAAAUCUAUCUUCAAAUAUGUUUAUCAAUUAGUUCUACUUGGUAUCUUCUCAAUAUGUCAUAAAACUGAAGUCUUAGGAAACUGAUAAAAUACAAUAGAGGUGUUCUAGGGGGAAAUUUGAUGGACAGCUUCACUAUUGUUAUCUUACCCAAGAGAUAGAUCCUGUAGACUUGAAGUGGCUCUUAACUUUCUUUAGAUCAUUUUUUCCCAUUGGCUAAUUUUCAAUACACAUCUUAAAAGUUUGACAAGCAUAGACCAAAGACCACUUGAGGUAUGACUCUAGAGUAGAGGUUAGAAAACUAUGGACAUUGAACUAAAUUCAGUCCAUUACCUGUAUUUGUCAAUAAAGUUUUAUUAGAACACAGA
Echinops telfairi (small Madagascar hedgehog) is the source of this 4091-nucleotide messenger RNA. It is a transcript of the gene SGCD, whose product is annotated as sarcoglycan delta. Gene Ontology annotation, cellular component: sarcoglycan complex; sarcolemma. The coding region runs from base 83 to 952 and encodes 289 amino acids. The record is from RefSeq and is a predicted model, not a curated record. Lineage: Eukaryota; Metazoa; Chordata; Mammalia; Afrosoricida; Tenrecidae. The transcript is spliced from 8 exons. Gene Ontology annotation, biological process: heart contraction; cardiac muscle tissue development.